Molecule: messenger RNA, 3451 nt
Organism: Capra hircus (goat)
Lineage: Eukaryota; Metazoa; Chordata; Mammalia; Artiodactyla; Bovidae
Gene: MLLT3
Product: MLLT3, super elongation complex subunit
Exons: 12
Coding region: 344-2041 (565 amino acids)
Biological process (GO): regulation of DNA-templated transcription
Cellular component (GO): super elongation complex
Source: RefSeq, a predicted model, not a curated record
ACGGCGCAUGCUCCGGAAUCUCAUCCUCUGGCCCUGGAGCUGCUGCUGCUGCUGCUGCUUUUGCUUUUGGGGCUGAGUUUAAUAAGCGAGUGAGCGAGCGAGCAAGCGAUCGCGGGGGGAAAAAGGCAGAGAAUGUCCGCCAUCUACCCUCCGCUCCUGGUCGCGCUCUCAUUCAUAGCAGCCUCUUCAUGAAUUACAGCUGAGGGGGGCGGGGGAGGGGGGGGUACCACACAACACCCCAGCAAACCUCCGGGCCCCCAGGCAUGGCUAGCUCGCCGCCGCCGCCGCCGGGAGCCGCGGGCACAGUCCGGGGACGCGGCGAGCAGCCUCGCCGGCCGCUACGAUGUGUGCCGUGCAGGUGAAGCUGGAGCUGGGGCACCGCGCCCAGGUGAGGAAAAAACCCACCGUGGAGGGCUUCACCCACGACUGGAUGGUGUUCGUGCGCGGUCCGGAGCACAGUAACAUACAGCACUUUGUGGAGAAAGUCGUCUUCCACUUGCACGAAAGCUUUCCUAGGCCAAAAAGAGUGUGCAAAGAUCCACCUUACAAAGUAGAAGAAUCUGGGUAUGCUGGUUUCAUUUUGCCAAUUGAGGUUUAUUUUAAAAACAAGGAAGAACCUAAGAAAGUUCGCUUUGAUUAUGACUUAUUCCUGCAUCUUGAAGGCCAUCCACCAGUGAAUCACCUCCGCUGUGAAAAACUGACUUUCAACAAUCCCACAGAGGAGUUCAGAAGAAAGUUGCUGAAGGCAGGAGGGGAUCCUAACAGGAGUAUCCAUACCAGCAGCAGCAGCAGCAGCAGCAGCAGUUGUAGCAGCAGCAGCAGCAGCAGCAGUAGCAGCAGCAGCAGCAGCAGUAGCAGCAGCAGCAGCAGCAGCAGCAGUAGCAGCAGCAGCAGCAGCAGCAGCAGCACCAGUUUUUCCAAGCCUCACAAAUUAAUGAAGGAGCACAAGGAAAAACCUUCUAAAGACUCCAGAGAACAUAAAAGUGCCUUCAAAGAACCUUCCAGGGAUCACACCAAAUCUUCCAAAGAAUCCUCUAAGAAACCCAAAGAAAAUAAACCACUGAAAGAAGAAAAAAUCGUUCCUAAGAUGGCCUUCAAGGAACCGAAACCCAUGUCAAAAGAGCCAAAACCCGACAGUAACUUACUCACGAUCACCAGUGGACAGCAAGAGAAGAAGGCUCCUAGUAAAAGACCCCCUAUUUCAGAUUCUGAAGAACUCUCAGCCAAAAAAAGGAAAAAGAGUAGCUCAGAGGCUUUAUUUAAAAGUUUUUCUAGCGCACCACCACUGAUACUCACUUGUUCUGCUGAUAAAAAACAGAUAAAAGAUAAAUCUCAUGUCAAGAUGGGAAAGGUCAAAAUUGAAAGUGAGGCAUCAGAGAAGAAGAAAUCAACUUUACCACCAUUUGAUGAUAUUGUGGAUCCCAAUGAUUCUGACGUGGAAGAGAAUAUGUCCUCUAAGUCUGAUUCUGAACAACCCAGUCCUGCCAGCUCCAGCUCCAGCUCCAGCUUCACACCAUCCCAGACCAGGCAACAAGGUCCUUUAAGGUCUAUAAUGAAAGAUCUGCAUUCUGAUGACAACGAGGAGGAAUCAGAUGAAGCAGAGGAUAAUGACAAUGACUCCGAAAUGGAGAGACCUGUAAAUAGAGGGGGCAGCCGGAGUCGCAGAGUUAGCUUAAGUGAUGGCAGUGAUAGUGAAAGCAGUUCUGCUUCCUCACCCCUACAUCAUGAACCCCCACCACCCUUAUUAAAAACCAACAACAACCAGAUUCUUGAAGUGAAAAGUCCAAUAAAGCAAAGCAAAUCAGAUAAGCAAAUAAAGAACGGCGAAUGUGACAAGGCAUACCUCGAUGAACUGGUAGAGCUUCACAGAAGGCUGAUGACGUUGAGGGAAAGACACAUUCUGCAGCAGAUUGUGAACCUUAUAGAAGAAACUGGACACUUUCAUAUCACAAACACAACAUUUGAUUUUGACCUUUGCUCGCUGGACAAAACCACAGUUCGUAAACUACAGAGUUACCUGGAAACAUCUGGAACAUCUUGAGGAUACAACAACUGGAUGCAUCAAAAACUAUUGGUUUUUUUUUUUUUUGGUUGUGAUUUUUUUUUCCUUGUUUGUUUAUAUGAAAACACUCAGAAUGAUGCAACCAAAAGGGAAAAAAAUAAAAAGCAAACAACCUUCAGCUUUAUUUUUCUUUAAAGCCAGUCAUCAUCUCUUGAUAAAGGAGAGGUUCAGCAAACCAGCCUCAGUGGACCACUCUUCUCUCCAAGGAAAUCCCUGGGAAGAGUUAGCCUGGAUAGCCUUGAAAACAAACAGAUCAAACACAACACGAGAAAACUUAAAGAAUGUGUAUGGUAUCACGUGUCUCUCUCUGUGGUGGCUCAUUCCACAGGACGAAUGCAUAUUCAACACACUGCCUUAUUACAUAACUGAUCUAUUUAUUAAUCGCAUACUAUAGCGUCGUUGAGGGAAUGACACCACAAGACGUUCUAAUCUCUCGGUCCCGUGGAUGCUCUUUCAAUGCAGCGCCCUUGCCAUCCCAAGCCCAGUGACCUUACUCCGUAUACCGUGCCACUCUCCAGCAACUUUUUCCAAGUCCCUUAACUCGUUGCAGUCUGUAUUUUCCACCUUUUUUUCCAGUUCCAGGACACAAAUGAUCAGCUGGGGGGACCAAAUAGCCACCCUGAUUUUCUCCUUUGUGGUCUUUUUUUCCCUGAAAGUUACAGUCCUUGGCUGUAUCCAUAUAAUGAAUGAUCUUGGACCAUGGUAGUAAAUGCACCAAAUAGGAUCAUAUGAAUUGCUGUCUAGCCUUAGUCAAUAAACCUGUAGGACUUUUAAACAAACGUGUACCUGUAAACGUCCUGCAUCCUACAUUGUUGAGCUCUCAUCAACAUCCUUGUGUCUGUUUCACUGUUAUGAUAUUAGAUAAAUAUGGAAGUGAAUGCAUUCCACAGGAUCAUCAUUUGAAAAAAAAAAAAAGGAAUUCUGAUUCUGUUUUCUAAAGAAAUGUUGUAGAAAUUCUUAAUUUGGAUCUAUUUAUUAGUAAGAGUUUCCGCUUUCUUCAGCUGCCAGUGUGUCACCCAUCUUUACCGUCAGACCUGGAGUAAGAGAUUUUUGUUUGUUCUCAUAUGAUCCUCUUAGACUCUUUUAUAUUUGAAAAAUUAAAAUCUUUCUUUGGGGGAAAACUCUUGAUUAUUCUGCCAUAACAGAUUAUGUAUUAACUUGUAGAUUCAGUGGUUCGAUACCUAUUUAGUCACUUGCUUAUGUUUCCAGAAGGAUUUCUUGUAUUGGUGACAAUAAAGAUGGUUGGGGAGGGGGGAUAUCUUUGUUCUUGAUGUACCCUGUUUCGAAACUAGAAAUCUGUCCUGUGGCAUGCAAAAGAAAGCAAAUUAUUUUUAAAAGAAAAAAAAAAAAAAACCCAAAGUACUUUUGGUGUCAUUAUUCCAUCUUUUC